AUGGCUCGUAUAUCAUUACACACUAUCCGUCAAGGACAACAUCUUCUACUUAGAGCAACCGAAAAGGCUUCAAUAGUCUCUAAGGUUGAUACAUCUCCAAUCCAGUGCACUAGAUUUUAUAGUCUUCCAUCUCUAUCGGAAGUCGACUCUACAACAACAAUAAUUACUUCUGGUCACCAGCUUUCAGAACAGGGAAGACAUUCUUCACUCUCUAUAAACACCAUGAACACAUACGCAGUAUCUUCUGAGCUCAGCCGCUAUUUAAAGAAACCAAUGUGCUCUCCAUCUUGGACACCAAAGCAAACACUGAGCGAGUGCACAAGCAUAUCAUCGGCCUCUUCUAUAUCCGACAGUUUAAAUUUACAUGAACAUAACCCACCUUUAAGAGCACCUUGUCUGCCACCAAUUAAAUUUGGCCAUCGAGACUCCCAAACAUAUGAAUGUCUUGAUAAAAACUUGGCUGAAAACCUUCGAUCACAUCUACCUAGCCGCAUUGCUACAUCAACACAAUGGGAUCUCUUGUACAGCCUUGAUCAACAUGGCGCAAGUCUAAAUACUUUCUAUAGCUGCCUCAAGGAUCAGGGACCAUGUCUAUUAAUUCUUGAAAACUCGGAAGAAGAGACCUUUGGGGCAUACAUAUCUGAACCUUUUCAAUCAGGCUCACUUUAUUAUGGAUCAGUAGAGGUCUACCCUUGGACAAUGGCGAAUAACUACCUUAUAUUCUCCAAUCAAAACUGUAUUGCACUCGGUGGAGGAAAUGGCCAGUUUGGACUGUGGAUUCAUUCUGACUUGAUGCAUGGGCACACAGAGUCAUGUGCUACAUUCGGAAAUCCGUCACUCGGCAACGACUCUAACUUUGAAUGCGUAGCCCUUGAGGUGUGGGGUUUCCGAUUCUGA
Messenger RNA from Phycomyces blakesleeanus NRRL 1555(-), 897 nucleotides. RefSeq lists its product as hypothetical. The transcript has 5 exons. NCBI's taxonomy places the organism in Eukaryota, Fungi, Mucoromycota, Mucoromycetes, Mucorales, Phycomycetaceae. The record is from RefSeq and is a predicted model, not a curated record. Bases 1 to 897 code for a protein of 298 amino acids. Gene Ontology annotation, biological process: response to oxidative stress. Gene Ontology annotation, cellular component: nucleus.